GGUCAUUGAAGAGAUUGUUUCCAGCAUUGUGAUGUUUGGUAUAUCCUUUAAAUCUUAAGUGUUAAUCCUAAUACGAUACAUAAAAAAAUGUUAUAUGUCAUCCCUCUCCUUAUUUGUUAAACUCUUGAACGAAAGUAUUUCUCAUUCCCACACAAACAUAGCCACAACUGAAUACACAUUAAGCGAUAUUCUUGGUAAAGACGUCCAUAUCAACAAUAGUCUUAAUUUGCUCUUGUUAUCUUCGUAUAUUUUAACAUCUCAAAUUGUUUCUGAUCUGUCGCUGUUGUUUCAAUAUAUUAUGAGAUUCAAUUAUUGGAGUAAGAACAGCCCUACAAAGAUUCACCGAACUAAACGAGAGGAUGAAAUUUGGUAUUUUAAGUCAGCGAAUGGAGACGGUCUUCGUAUUCCAAUAAAAGUGAAACGUCAUGAUGUUUUGGAUAUUCAGACGCCGAAAAAACAAACCAUGUUCUUUUUUGAAUUUGCUGACAAAGAGUUUCCCAGGGGUGUAACGUACCAGCAUUCUACAAAAAGUCUCAAACAACCGUUGCUUUCUUCAUCUGACCAAGUUGACCAACAUGUCGCAAUCGUAUUGUGGAACACUAUUUUACGGUUCAUGGGGGACAUGUCAGAGCCGCGACACACCUUCUUGGAUACGUCUUCAUUGGAGGCAGAUACGGCAGGUGAAAAAGCAAACCUCUUCACUUCCAACAGUUGGAUGUCAACAUUUGAUAAGCUACGAUUUAUUAUUGGUUUAGGAAUCAACCGGCCACAUUUAAGAGAUGAAAUUUACUGCCAACUUUGUAAGCAAGUCACAAACAAUCCUUCAAAAACCAGUCUAUUAAAAGGAUGGGUUCUAUUAUCGUUAUGUAUUGGCUGCUUUAUGCCGUCCACAAAGGUUGGGCAAAUUGUGAUAGAAAUGAUGAAGUGUGGUCCAGACGACUAUGCGAGUUACUGCGACCAGAAAAUGACGAGAACCAAAAGAAAUGGUUCGAGAAAACAACCACCCAAUACUUUGGAAUUACAGUCAGCCCAGCAACUAGUAUUUCCUGUGGUGUUAGUCGAAUUAAAUGAUGGUAGAGAAGUUUAUAUCGAAGUCGACUCCUCAACAACAGCAAGAGAAUUAUGUGUGGACGCUGCAGACGAGAUGGGCUCUGAUCAUAACGCUGGAUAUGGAAUACAAAUAGGCAUGAUGGGCAAGCAUAUCAACCUUGGUAGUGGUAGUGAAAAACUAAUGGAUGCAAUAUGGGUGUGUGAACAAAGUGCUAGAGAACUGGGAUAUGAAAAAGAUGAGAUACCAUGGAAAAUUUACUACCGGAAAGAAGUUUACAAUCCAUUAGAAGAAUUUGUUAUGGAUAUCAGCUGGACUGACUUUGCAUAUAACUUUGUCGUUAAUGGCAUCAGAACCCGCGUAACUAAGUUAAGGAGGCGAUUCAACAGUACAGAAAAACUGACAGAUGAGAAGAAUAUUCCAGAAGUUGAACUGCAACGCAAGGGAUCCGAUGCGAGUUCAAUAAGUCGCCCAACCUUGUCCAGUUUCUCGUCCGUAGGAUCAUCGAAUGAUUUUGGUUUACCAUCGCGCAGUGACUCCGGCGCAAGUGAUAUGUGUAAUGUUGAGUUUGCUUUAGAAAACAAUAAUUCAUCACAGAACGUUGAAACAACAUUAAAACAAAUAUGUGAACCAUACAAAGAUAGCUCCAGAGAUGUUCACACCUUAGAGGAAUUUGCCCGAAUGAAUUUCACCACUGGAAAUUCUAACACAGAGUUGAAUGAAUAUGACCAACCUGUGUAUAUUUGGUCUCAUCAAACGGAACCGUUGCAGGAACCUCUUCUACUUCGGUUACGUGACAACGAAGAGUUAUCAAACCUUUCAAUUGAAAUGUUUUCUGCUAUUCUUGUGUAUAUGCAAAAAUGCACGAAUGACAGAUCUUCCAAGUAUUACAAAAUGGAACUUACAGAAAAAAUAUUCAGCCCAGCUGUUCAGCACGAAGCAUUAAAGGAUGAGCUUUAUUGCGAAAUAAUGAAACAACUGACGAAUAACUACGUCACAAAAAGUUUUCAACAAGGAUGGGAACUCAUGUUUCUUUGCACAAGCCUCUUUUCUUGCAGUGAUGACCUUCUUAAAGAGGUGAUGUUAUUUUGUGUGACGUGGAGUAAAUACGAAAAAAUGGCUAUGAAAUGCUUGACGUAUCUACGCAAAACAGUUCAAACAGGCCCUAGACAUUGUCCACCACAUUUUGUUGAAUUUUCUGCAGCGACGAAACAAUGCCAAUCUAUAUUACACAAAGUAUAUUUCCCAGAUUCGACAUCAAAGAACUUCGAGGUUUCUCCUCGUACGAAAGUGAAAGAUAUUGAACGUAGCAUUGUACAAAGAAUAGGACUUGUAAAUGGAACUGGAUAUUCGUUAUUUAUUCAAGUAUUUUCAAAAAUUGUUGCAUUGCAUUCUGAAGAUUUUAUUUUUGAUGAAAUUCAACAGUGGACAAAAAUAGUUGAAAACAGUUUACCAGAACCGGCAGUGUACAACAAAGCAAAAGGAAUUCCUUAUAAACUGAUGUUCCUAAAAAGAGUGUGGAAGGAAAUCCACCCGGGAAAUGAUCCUAUCGCUGACGCUGUGUUUUUAUAUCCUCAGGAAGUGUCUAAAUAUCUUCGUGGAUACUACAAGUUGACAAUAGAAGAAGCAUCGUGUUUUGCAGCACUUAUAUUAAAAUCCAAAUUCGGAAAUCGAUGGAAUUGCCCAGAAAUCACGCAAAUGUUUGAAGAAUUAUUACCAUUUCACAUGAUUGAUGACCUGUUUCCUGAAGUAUGGAGACAGUAUAUCAUUAUGAACUGUCGAAAGAUAACGUUUAAUUCUGAGAAUGAAAUGAGAACUUUGUUCCUUCUCACCAUUCAAAAGAACGAACGGUUUGGGUCAGCAUAUUUUAGAGUGGGGCAAAGACAAUUUUCCGAGUCGCCAAAAAUAGUCAACAUUGGUAUCAACAGCAAAGGCAUUCAUAUCAUUAAUCCGAAGACAAAGGAUACUAUCCAAAUGUUUCCCAUCGAGAAUAUAUUGAGCCAUUUCAAGGACGGAAAAAGUUACACUUUCCAAUUUCAAAGCAAACUGGAGAAACUUGACACCAUUACAUUACACACAACACAGGGUUACGAAAUCGCAAACAUGGUUGACUCCUAUAUUCCUAUGUAGUGAUUAAUAUCACCGUUGCAAACCCUGUCUGAUGUUCACUACAUCGCACCCAGGUGCCUUUCAACACAAGAUGUAACGAGACUGUUUACUUUUGAGGAAGAAUUUCAAAACAAAGAAACACUACUUCCUUAUUCAGUCCAGUUAUGAUUCCAGUACACAAUGCAUUGGAAAGCAUUGUCAAAUGAAUAAGAAUGAAUAAAGUCAUGAUCAUAUCAGUGGAUCAUAUAUGCUACGCAAAAUACGAAAAUGCGAAGUAAAAAUGUAACUAUAUAUAGUAUACGAUGCAUCCACUAUAUCAAAUUGUAAAAUAUCUUGUACAUAACACAGAGGACACUUUUGGCUCUGACCCUUUUGGAGGGUCACGACUUUAUCAUUUUCAA
Messenger RNA from Dendronephthya gigantea, 3558 nucleotides. Its product is annotated as unconventional myosin-VIIa-like. Gene Ontology annotation, cellular component: cytoskeleton. The transcript has 25 exons. The record is from RefSeq and is a predicted model, not a curated record. Lineage: Eukaryota; Metazoa; Cnidaria; Anthozoa; Malacalcyonacea; Nephtheidae. The coding region runs from base 95 to 3178 and encodes 1027 amino acids.